Messenger RNA from Hibiscus syriacus, 1891 nucleotides. RefSeq names its product probable receptor-like protein kinase At1g11050. The transcript has a single exon. The record is from RefSeq and is a predicted model, not a curated record. NCBI's taxonomy places the organism in Eukaryota, Viridiplantae, Streptophyta, Magnoliopsida, Malvales, Malvaceae. Bases 18 to 1859 code for a protein of 613 amino acids. Gene Ontology annotation, biological process: protein phosphorylation. Gene Ontology annotation, molecular function: protein kinase activity; ATP binding.
CAUAAUCAUCAUUUACCAUGGCAAACUCCAUCUUCUUCUUCUUCUUCAUCAUGUUCUCCCUUUUCUCCACCGUUUACACCGUCAAUUUCAACACCUCUUCGUGCCCAAUCGACCUCAGCUACGUCGAAACCUUCCCAUGGGACGAAUCCACCUGCUUCAACCCACAAGGAAGGCAGUGCUGCCAAACCCUACUAAGCCUCUUCGGCAUGGGAAUGGCCCAGUACCUCAAAGAAACCUCUGUUUUCCAGUUGCCGGAUUCCGCCGCCGCUUCCUCUUGUCUCUCCGAUUUCCAGAACAAGGUGGCCGCCAAAUCCGUACACCCAUCUCUGGUGUCUUCUUGUUUGCAGAACUCGACGCAAUUCGUCAGCAACACUUCGAGUUGUGCUGGGAUUUUAACGGUUCAAGAUUGGGUUCAAAAACUGGGUCCGACCACCGUAUUGGAUACCGCUUGUAAAGGCGACGUGACCGGUUUGAAUUGCAGACCGUGUAUCGAAGCGGGUUACAAUGUUAACUCGAGGCUACUGAGUCUCGAUCCGAGUUCCACAAAGUGUUUCGAUUUCACCGUUUUGUAUGCCAUUGGUGUAGUAAAUGAAUUUGGUCCAAAGGAUCAAGGGUCGGCUAAUUGCAUACUGGGUUUGCCGUUAGAUAGCUCGGUUGAUGAGAAAUCAAAAAGGAAAUUAAGCAGAGAUUCCGUGUUGAGAUUGGUGUUUGGUUUCUUGGGUGCUUUCGUUGGUGUUUUGGUUGCUGUUGGAUUCAUAUUUUUUUACAGGAAAUGGUAUAGGAAGAACAAGAGGGAAGCUUCGCAUAGACAAUUCGUUAGCGGUUUCCGUUCCGGUGUGUUGCCAAAUUCCGGUGCCAAAUGGUUUCAUUUAUCGGAGCUCGAACGAGCGACCAAUGGUUUUUCUCAGAAGAACUUGAUCGGCCGAGGUGGCUACGGGGUUGUGUACAAAGGAAAGCUUGCUGAUGGUACUAUGGUUGCGGUGAAACAGAUGCUCGAUUUCGAAUCCGAAGGCGACGAGGACUUCUCGAACGAAGUCGAGAUAAUAAGCAAGAUCAGGCAUCGGAAUCUUCUUUCGCUCCGAGGCUGUUGCGUCACUAGCGACACAGAGAAAGGUCGGAGACGAUAUCUGGUUUACGAUUUCAUGUCGAAUGGCAGCCUUGGUGAUCAUCUGUUCCAUGAUUCCACUAGGCCAAAACUUAGUUGGCCUCAACGCAAGAACAUAAUUCUUGAUGUUGCUAAAGGCCUAGCUUAUUUGCACUACGGCAUCAAACCAUCGAUUUAUCACCGAGACAUUAAGGCAAACAACAUACUUCUCGACUCGGAAAUGAAGGCAAAAGUUGCGGAUUUCGGAUUGGCGAAGCAGAGUCCGGAAGGGCAGUCUCAUCUCACAACAAGGGUUGCAGGCACACACGGUUAUCUAGCACCGGAAUACGCACUCUAUGGACAAUUGACUGAGAAAAGCGAUGUUUACAGUUUCGGAAUCGUGAUCCUCGAGAUCAUGAGUGGGAGAAAAGUGAUCGACACUUCGAAUUCAUCAUUCCUACUGAUCACAGAUUGGGCUUGGAAGCUCGCGAAAUCGGGCAAUGUGCAAGAAAUCUUCGAUGAAUCGAUACGAGAGGAAGGACCGAAAGGCGUGAUGGAAAGGUUCGUUCGAGUUGGGAUUCUUUGCGCUCAUGUGAUGGUGGCUUUCAGGCCGAAAAUUGCAGAAGCUUUGAAGAUGUUAGAAGGUGAUAUUGACAUCCCAAAGUUACCAGACAGGCCAUUGCCACUGAGUCAUGAGUCCUUUAAGUCAUCCUUGGGAAGAAUAGCAUCAACAAGUAAUACAUCAAAAUAUAGCUCAAAUUUGUCGAUAGUAUAGAUUGAUUUCAUUCUUGGGACUAGGCUUAGAAC